AUGGCCUUCUCGAGAAUCGCUCAUCUUCUUCACCAUCGAUUCUUCAGACCAUUCACCACGAAGCAGCUAAUAGACAACACAACCUUCCUCCCUCCCAAUCAAUCCCACCUCGCCCAAACCCUAAUCACAAUCUUCACAAAACAACCAUUCUCCCCAGACGACCCUGAGCUUCUCCGUCUCGCUCCAGAACUCAACACCAAAGUAGUCGAAACCGUCUUAAACGGAUUCAAUAGGUGGAACUUGGCUUACCUCUUCUUCAAUUGGGCGUCUAAACAAGAACGCUAUAAGAACGAUAUGUAUGCUUACAACGCCAUGGCUUGUAUCCUAUCACGUGCUCGACAAAAUGCCUCACUGAAAGCUUUGGUUGGAGAUGUUUUAAACUCUCGCUGUUUGAUGUCUCCAGGGGGUUUAGGGUUUUUCAUUAGGUGUUUGGGUAAUGCUGGACUUGUGGAAGAAGCAAGUUUUGUUUUUGAUAGAGUUAGAGAGAUGGGUCUUUGUGUACCCAAUGUGUAUACUUACAACUGUUUGUUAGAAGCGGUUUCUAAGUCGAGUUCGGUUGAUUUGGUUGAGAGGAAGUUGGAGGAGAUGAGGCGUUGCGGGUUUCGUUUCGAUAAGUUUACUCUCACGCCGGUUUUGCAGGUUUACUGCAGGUCCGGGGAGGCGGAGAGAGCGUUGAGUGUUUUUAACGAGAUGCUUAGUAGAGGCUGGCUUGAUGAACAUGUUGGGACGGUCUUGGUUGUGUCGUUUUGUAAGUGGGGACAGGUGGAUAAGGCUUUUGAGUUGGUUGAGAUGUUGGAGGAACGGGAGAUUAGGUUGAAUUAUAAGACGUACUGUGUUUUGAUACAUGGGUUUGUAAAGGAGAAGAGGGUUGAUAAAGCACUUGAGUUGUUUGAGAAGAUGCGUGGGAUGGGUAUGAGUGGUGAUAUUGCGUUGUAUGAUGUGUUGAUAGGAGGGGUUUGCAAGGAAAAAGAUGUUGAGAUGGCGCUGAGUUUGUAUUUGGAGAUGAAGAGGUUAGGGGUUUUACCUGAUAGAGGAAUACUUGGGAAGCUAAUACGUUCUUUUUCUGAAGAAAGUGAGUUAAGUAGGGUAACAGAAGUAAUUAUUGGAGACAUAGAUACAAAGUCUGUGAUGCUUCUUUAUAAAACUUUGUUGGAGGGGUUUAUUGGGAAUGGUUUGGUUCAUGAUGCUUACAAUUUUAUUCAGAACCUCAUGGGAAAUAAUGAGUUUGAUUGUGGAGAGUCUAUGAUUAUACAGCUUCUAAAGGAUCACAACAAAGCAAUUCUCCCAGAUUUGGAUUGUCUUGGUAGUGUGAUUGACUGUUUGGUCAAAGCUAAUGAGGUGCAUAUAGCAGUGAGCUUGUUACAUAAUAUUGUUCAGAAAGGCCUUACUCCAAGUCUUCUGAUGUACAACAACAUAAUUGAGGGGAUGUGUAAAGAAGGAAGGUCAGAAGAAAGCUUGAAACUCUUGGGGAAAAUGAGAGUUGAACCAAGUCAAUUCACACUUAAUUGUAUUUAUGGUUGCUUGGCUGCACAAUGCGAUGUUGCAGGAGCAUUAGACCUGCUGAAAAAGAUGCGUUUCUAUGGAUUUGAGCCAUGGAUAAAGCAUUCGACCUUCCUUGUUAAAAAACUGUGUGAGAGUGGGAGGGCCGUUGAUGCUUGCAAGUAUCUUGAUGAUGUGGCUGGAGAAGGUUUCUUGGGUCACAUGGUUGCAUAUACUGCUGCGAUCGAUGGUCUCAUAAAAUACAAGGGAGUGGAUAAAGGUUUGGAGCUGUUCCGAGACGUAUGUGCCAGUGGACAUUCCCCUGACGUGAUUGCAUACCAUGUAUUGAUAAAAUCUCUAUGUAAAGCAUGCCGAACUACUGAAGCUGAUGACCUGUUUAACGAAAUGGUAUCAAAAGGACUAAAACCUUCUGUUGCUACUUAUAACAGUAUGAUAGAUGGAUGGUGCAAGGAAGGUGAGAUUGAUCGGGCAAUGUCCUGUAUUGCGAGGAUGUAUGAGGAUGAGAAAGAGCCUGAUGUUGUAACGUACACUAGCUUAAUCCAUGGGCUGUGUGAUAGUGGAAGACCUAGUGAAGCAAUCUCUCGUUGGAAUGAAAUGAAGGGAAAAGAUUGCUGUCCAAAUGUAGUUACUUACAUGGCACUUAUUCAGGGUCUUUGCAAGUGUGGUUGGUCGAGUGAGGCUUUGGUUUAUUUUCGUGAGAUGGAAGACAAGGAAAUGGAACCUGAUUCAGCUGUUUACAUAUCGCUCGUAAGCUCUUUACUGUCAAGUGGAAACAUGAGUGCCGGGUUUGGGAUAUUCAGAGAAAUGGUUGAUAAAGGAAGGUUUCCGGUUUUGGUAGAUAGGAACUACCUGCUUGCUGUUGAUGCUGCGAAUAAGUUUGUGGAAGAUUAUAGGAUCUCAUGUUAUCUUACAUGUCUGAUUAAAGACGGCAGAUUUCCUAUUGUACCUGAUGUGAAUUGAUAAUGAAGUAUUUAGUGAGAUGGGUUGCAGAGCGUUUUCAGAUAAGAAGCUACCUCCUUGUUGCUACUCUCAGUCUAAUGUCAUUGGACCAGGCUCACUUUACAAGAUGUAUGCGCAUAACAUUCCAG
Eruca vesicaria subsp. sativa (arugula) is the source of this 2588-nucleotide messenger RNA. The record is from the annotation of a GenBank genome assembly. Lineage: Eukaryota; Viridiplantae; Streptophyta; Magnoliopsida; Brassicales; Brassicaceae.